Messenger RNA from Bombina bombina (fire-bellied toad), 5765 nucleotides. RefSeq lists its product as uncharacterized. The transcript has 5 exons. The coding region runs from base 35 to 5488 and encodes 1817 amino acids. NCBI's taxonomy places the organism in Eukaryota, Metazoa, Chordata, Amphibia, Anura, Bombinatoridae. The record is from RefSeq and is a predicted model, not a curated record.
UUCAUAUCCAUCCUUUACUCCAGGAAGCCUCAGAAUGAUACCACAAACUCCAAUAGUCUCAGACACCAAUGGCUAUUCACAAACAUUGGGGAUAGCACAGCAGAUAUUUAAAGAAGAUGGUGAAUUGGCAGGAACUUGGAAGCAAUCAUUAUGUACAAAGAGUAAUUUAGUCAUUAAACAAGAGGACAACAUUUAUGACUUAUCUAGUGGAAUUAUUAUUUCAGAGGAUAAACCACACACAUUUACUGAGUUUUCAAAACAUAUUAAAGAAGGGAAAAGUCUACAGUCUAGCCAAAUGAUUCAUACAAAGGAGAAACCUUUCAAAUCUACAGAAAGUGAGAAAAGCUUUAGAUGGAAGUCUAAUUUACUAGAACACCACAAAAUUCACACAGGUGAGAAACCACACACAUGUACUGAGUGUGACAAAUGUUUUACACAAAUGGAUCAUCUGAAAACUCAUAAAAAGAUUCACUCAGGAGAAAAGCCUUUCACAUGUACAGAGUGUGGAAAAAGUUUUACACGAAUGUAUUGUCUGAAAACUCAUGAAAGGACUCACUCAGGAGAAAAGCCUUUCACAUGUACAGAAUGUGGAAAAAGUUUUACAGAAAAGAGUUAUCUGAAAACUCAUGAAAGGAUUCACACAGGAGAAAAACCUUUCCCAUCUACAGAGUGUGGAACAUGUUUUACAGAAAAGAGUAAUCUGAAAAGUCACAAAAGGAUUCACACAGGAGAAAAGCCUUUCACAUGUACAGAGCGUGGAAAAUGUUUUACAGUAAAGAGUAAUCUGAAAACUCAUGAAAAGAUUCACACAGGGGAAAAGCCUUUCACAUGUACAGAGUGUGGAAAAAGUUUUACAGAAAAGAGGAGUCUGAAAAAGCAUGAAAAGAUUCACACAGGAGAAAAGCCUUUCACAUGUACAGAGUGUGGAAAAAGUUUUACACGAAUGGAUUAUCUGAAAACUCAUGAAAGGACUCACUCAGGAAAAAAGCCGUUCAUAUGUACAGAAUGUGGAAAAAGUUUUACACAAAAGAGUAAUCUGAAAACUCAUGAAAGGAUUCACACAGGAGAAAAGCCUUUCACAUGUACAGAGUGUGGAAAAAGUUUUACACAUAUGAGUAAUCUGGAAACUCAUGAAAAGAUUCACACAGGGGAAAAGCCUUUCACAUGUACAGAGUGUGGAAAAAGUUUUACAGAAAAGAGUCAUCUGAAACGUCAUGAAAGGAUUCACACAGGGGAAAAGCCUUUUACAUGUACAGAGUGUGGGAAAAGUUUUACAGAAAAGGGUUAUCUGAAACGUCAUGAAAGGAUUCACACAGGGGAAAAGCUUUUCACAUGUACAGAGUGUGGGAAAAGUUUUACCGAAAAGGGUCAUCUGAAAAGUCACAAAAGGAUUCACACAGGAGAAAAGCCUUUCACAUGUACAGAGUGUGGGAAAAGUUUUACAGAAAAGUGUAAUCUGAAAAGUCACAAAAGGAUUCACACAGGGAAAAAACCUUUCACGUGUACAGAGUGUGGAAAAUGUUUUACAGAAAAUAGUAGUCUGGAAACUCAUGAAAUGAUUCACACAGGGGAAAAGCCUUUCACAUGUACAGAGUGUGGAAAAAGUUUUACACAUAUGAGUAAUCUGAAAAACCAUGAAAGGAUUCACAAGGGAAGAAUAGAAACCCGGGAAAUGGAAAGGGUUCAGAGAGGGCUCUACUACCUGAAGCAGAGGUACUACCACAAAGGAGACAGAGCGGACAAGCUCCUGGCCCAUAAACUCAGACAAAAAACUUUACUAAGUAAAAUAGCAUACAUCACGAGAAAUAAUCGAAAAUUCUACUCUCCCAAUGACAUUGGAGAAGCUUUCACUGACUACUACAGCGAACUUUACCAGAUCUCCAACGACCCCUCCGCUAGUUACGCACCGGUAUCAGCCAUUUUAGAGUUCCUUCGUGAACUUCAGCUGCCGAAGGUCCCUGAGGACACGAUAGAAUCCCUGACCGCUCCCAUUAUGGUGGAAGAGAUCGCAUCGACGAUAAAGAAUCUUAAGCCUCAUAAAUCUCCAGGGCCUGACGGGUUUGACGCCAUGUUUUAUAAAAAAUUUGUGGGCCAACUCGGCCCUCUUCUUACCCGGGCGUUUGGGGAAGCAAUGGCUACGGGCAAGUUUCCUCUGGAAUUUUUGGAGGCAUCAAUUAUAACCAUCCCCAAACCAGGAAAGAAUCCUGAGUUCUGCGAGAGUUAUCGCCCAAUAUCUCUCAUCAAUGGCGAUGUGAAACUAUAUGCGAAAAUCUUGGCAUCCAGAUUGAACAAAAUCCUCCCGGUUCUGGUACACCCAGAUCAGUACAUAUGGAAAGGAGGUCAUGUGAGACUCCCAUUGGCUCAGCUACAGAAGCCUAAGAGACAUGGGGGCAUGUCAGUCCCCAACGUUUCUAUAUACUACAAAGCUGCCAUGCUCUCUCAUAUCACGGCCUGGGGAACCAAAGAGUGCUCCUCAGGGUGGUUUCGGCUAGAGCAGGGAUCAUUACCAGCGGGCGUGGCCCUAGCCGAGCUCAUCUGGAUACCGGAUCAUGCUGAAGUGUUGAGUGCAAUCCAUAACCGCAUAAUUAAAACUUGUCUGAAACUCUGGAGAGAGCUGAGGUCCUCUGAACAGGUUGCUCCGCAUCCCUCCCCAAUACAUUCUAUCCGAGCCCUUUUACACUGCCUUCCGGAUUCCCACCCCGGGAGAUGGGAGGUCUUAGAGAUCAGAUUACUCUCAGAUCUAUACCGAGGAGAUGUACUAGCUAUUCCUCCUCACACUUACCCAUUAGAGGACUUUCCUCGGGAAUUACGCUUCGAAUACCUUCGGUUGAUAUCACUUCUCCUGUCCUGGGGAUUCCGGAGAUCAAACUUGAGAACUCUCACCAAUUGGGAGAGGAGAUGGUUGGGGGGUAAAUCCCUGCGGGGCACUCUAUCCUUCCAUUAUAGAACCCUUCUUAACACGCCUCACUUCACGAAAACUCAGUCGGUGGUGGCUUGGGAGAGGGACUUGGGGGCGGUAACUCCUGAUGGAAGAUGGCAACGAGCCCUUCAAGACGUAAUUGCAGCAGUUCGAUGCUCUAACUUGUUUGAACUCUACCUCAAACUUCUGCUUCGGUGGCAUUGGGUCCCGACCAGGCUACACAAAAUGUACCCCACCCGGUCCUUAGACUGCUGGAGAGGCUGCGAGCGAUGUGGAACCCAUCUGCACAUCUGGUGGGAAUGUCCCAAAUUGGGGCGCUUCUGGGCCCAGGUGACAGCCCUGCUACAGAAGCUGGACCUUCUUGAUACUCUCACUAGCGAAACUGCGCUUUUCCAUCUUGGGCUUCAGAACCUUCCAAAACCAUCCCGCCUACUGGGAGUUACUAUCCUUUUGGCGGCGAAACUCACCAUUGCUAGACAAUGGGCGAAACACACCCCGGUCCUUCUAAACUCAGUCCUGGAGUCUAUAGACUACAUCCAGAAAAUGGAAGAGUACGCACUGAGAGUUGAAGGUCGUCACGACCUUUACUGCUCAAUCUGGCUCCCUUGGGAAGAAUAUAGGAGGACUAAAGACCCUAAUGAAAAAGCAGUUGACAAAAACAGUUUUGUUCAUGCGAGUAGUGCUCACUUAAAGAGCUGGAAAAAUAACAUUCCAGUGAGUCAGUACAUUCGUAUUAAACUGAAUUGUACUAAUUCUGAGGAUUUUGAGAAGGAAACCUCCAUAUUAGAUGAAAAAUUAAUUAAGAAAGGCUACAAUAUAGAUAUUUUAAAUAAAGCUAAAACUAAGGCUGCUGACUGUGAUCGAAAAAACUUCUGGCUAAAAAAACACAUGAAUAGUUCAUAUCCAUCCUUUACUCCAGGAAGCCUCAGAAUGAUACCACAAAAUCCAAUAGUCUCAGACACCAAUGGCUAUUCACAAACAUUGGGGAUAGCACAGCAGAUAUUUAAAGAAGAUGGUGAAUUGGCAGGAACUUGGAAGCAAUCAUUAUGUACAGAGUGUAAUUUAGUCAUCAAACAAGAGGACAACAUUUAUGACUUAUCUAGUGGAAUUAUUAUUUCAGAGGAUAAACCACACAUAUUUACUGAGUUUUCAGAACAUAUUAAAGAAGAGAAAAGUCUACAGUCUAGCCAAAUGAUUCAUACAAAGGAGAAUCCUUUCAAAUCUACAGAAAGUGAGAAAAGCUUUAGAUUGAAGUCUAAUUUGCUAGAACACCACAAAAUUCACACAGGUGAGAAACCACACACAUGUACUGAGUGUGGCAAAUGUUUUACACAAGAUCAUCUGAAAACUCGUAAAAAGAUUCACUCAGUAGAAAAGCCUUUCACAUGUAAAGAGUGUGGAAAAAGAUUUACAGAAAAGAGUUAUCUGAAAACUCAUGAAAGGAUUCACACAGGAGAAAAACCUUUCACAUGUACAGAGUGUGGAACAUGUUUUACAGAAAAGAGUCAUCUGAAAAGUCACAAAAGUAGUCACACAGGGGAAAAGCUUUUCACGUGUACAGAGUGUGGAAAAUGUUUUACAGAAAAGAGUAGUCUGAAAAAGCAUGAAAUGAUUCACACAGGGGAAAAGCCUUUUACAUGUACAGAGUGUGGAAAAUGUUUUACAGAAAAGAGUAGUCUGAAAAAGCAUGAAAUGAUUCACACAGGAGAAAUGACUUUCACAUGUACCGAGUGUGGAAAAAGUUUUACAGAAAAGAGUAGUCUGGAAACUCAUGAAAGGAGUCACACAGGAGAAAAGCUUUUCGCAUGUACAGAGUGUGGAAAAAGUUUUACAGAAAAGAGUGAUCUGAAAAAGUAUGAAAGGAUUCACACAGGAGAAAAGCCUUUCACAUGUACAGAGUGUGGGAAAAGUUUUACACAAAAGAGUGAUCUGAAAAGUCACAUAAGGAUUCACACAGGGGAAAAGCCUUUCACAUGUACAGAGUGUGGGAAAAGUUUUACACAUAUUAGUAAUCUGAAAAACCAUGAAAGGUUUCACACAGGGGAAAAGCCUUUCACAUGUACAGAGUGUGGAAAAUGUUUUACAGUAAAGAGUAGUCUGAAAAAGCAUGAAAGGAUUCACACAGGAGAAAAGCCUUUCACAUGUACAGAGUGUGGAAAAUGUUUUACAGUAAAGAGUGUUCUGGAAAAGCAUGAAAGGAUUCACACAGGAGAAAAGCCUUUCACAUGUAAAGAGUGUGGAAAAAGAUUUACACAAAAGAGUGAUCUGAAAAGUCACAUAAGGAUUCACACAGGGGAAAAGCCUUUCACAUGUACAGAGUGUGGGAAAAGUUUUACAGAAAAGAGUAGUCUGAAAAAGCAUGAAAGGAUUCACACAGGAGAAAAGCCUUUCACAUGUACAGAGUGUGGAAAAAGUUUUACAGAAAAGAGUAGUCUGAAAAAGCAUGAAAGGAUUCACACAGGAGAAAAGCCUUUCACAUGUACAGAGUGUGGGAAAAGUUUUACACAUAUGAGUAAUCUGAAAAACCAUGAAAGGAUUCACAAGGGAAGAAACCUUUCACAUGUUUAGAAAGUGGAAAAAAUAUUUUUAUUGAAAUCAAUUAUUAUAAAACACCAAAUAUAGUUUUUUUUAAUAUUUCUGUUUAUUUUCCAAUUACAUAAUAUCAUUUUCAUCACACAGGACAUCUAUUAUAACAAUAAUUUAAACAGAAAAAAGUGUCCCAGGCAGUGGAGGCUCCUCCAUAUGUGCACUGUCACACGUGAACCCCCAGCCAGGGGCAAGGAGGGAAAAAAAAUGAGAAAAAAAGUUACAAAAUUUUUUGAAUAAAAUAUAUUUAUUUAUAUUA